This is a messenger RNA of Athene cunicularia (burrowing owl), 2186 nucleotides long. RefSeq names its product cysteine and serine rich nuclear protein 2 (gene CSRNP2). NCBI's taxonomy places the organism in Eukaryota, Metazoa, Chordata, Aves, Strigiformes, Strigidae. Gene Ontology annotation, biological process: regulation of transcription by RNA polymerase II. Gene Ontology annotation, molecular function: DNA-binding transcription factor activity, RNA polymerase II-specific; sequence-specific DNA binding. The record is from RefSeq and is a predicted model, not a curated record. Gene Ontology annotation, cellular component: nucleus. The transcript is spliced from 4 exons. The annotation marks the transcript as partial.
AGGUACUUGUCCUGUCACAGGCGCUGGGAGGUGAGGAGGGGGCUGGGAUGAUCCCCCCCCACCGCAUAUUGGUGGCCGGUGGUGGGGCCUCCACUAGCCCCCCCAUGGAGGAGGUUGCCCCUUGCUCCGCUGCUCCUCGGGGUUUCUGCGGUGGGAACUGGGGUCUGUGUGGGAGCAGAGCCCCCCGCCCCGUGCUCUGGAGCCCCCAGACUCGGGUGCUCUGCGGCCUCCUCGUGGGGCGGUAGCCAGGGCCAGCUGCCUCCAGCCGUCUGUGGCCGUGGCCACUGUCUGGAGGGAGUCCAGGAGCCCGCGUCGGCCAACACGCGAGGGCUUGGCCCUCGGAGGAGAGCGUCCGGGAGCGAGGGCUGAGCUCAGCAGCCCCCCGCUCGCCAUCGGGAGGAGCUGGACCAGUGGGUCAACUGCGGCGAUGUUCUACAGCCCUGCCCUCGCCGUCAGGGGCUCCCCAACCUUCAGGGUCUCCCCAACCUUCGGACUCUUUGGAUCAGGGUGUCCCGUGGAGCCACCGUGUGCCGUGUGGGCUGGACACACCUUUACGACUUGGUUCUGGUGACGGGCAGAGGGGCCCGAGUCGGGAUUUUUUGGCCCCGGCCUUUUGCGUAGUGCCUGCCUGACCCUCCCCGGGAGGCCAGGCCGCGGCGGGGGAAGAUCUGCCCACCCUCAGCCAGCACCCCGGGGGCUUCGGGGCUCGAGGACAACCCCGACACAUCGCUGCUGAUGGUGAUGGCGGUUGCGUAAGCGCAGGCUCUGGCACCAGCAGCGCUUGAGCCGAGGGGGAUGUAGCCCAGAUUUACUCGUUAGCUGCGUUCGUUAGCAGCAGCACAGAGGAAGAAGCUGAAUCUUCUGCCGUUUGUUGGAAAAAUUCGAAGCUGGUCGCUCGCUGAAGUGCUGGUGGCGUGAGGACGGGCCCAGGCUGAGCCCGGCCGCGUCCUCGGGGGAAGCUCCGUCAGCACGAGCUGAACCGCUGAACUCACGGUGGCCAAGCGGCCAAUCCCUUCUGUCCCCACCGAGGUGGAAAUUAUUUAAUCUCGUUUCUAGGCUCAUCCAUUCUACCCGAAUUCCUGCCCCGGGAUAACACCUGGGUUUGAGGGACCACGGGCUGGGAGUGACAUGCGCCAGGCCAGGUGUUGAGUGGGCAGAGGUGUCGCCGGAUCAGAGCACUUUUCUGGCUCCUCACUUAAUUCUACAGCAAUUAUUGAGCAUGAGCUUAAUUAUUUCCCCCCUUGGAGGGGGAUUUACGUGCUCUGCUGCGUCUGGCCUUGACCACGCCGGACCCUUCCCAAGCAGUGCCAAACCUAAAGCAAAGCCCUUCUGUCGCUCCGGGGGGGGCUGCGGGGGGUCCCUGUCCUGCUGGCCGUCCCUGAGGAGGGACGCGGUGACCCGCCAGCAGCUCCGGGGGCCGGCAGCGGCGAGCGGGGGGCAGAGCGGCCCCGCCUUGGCACCCGUCGCCUCUCCAUGCGAACCGCGGCCCAAUGGAUGCGAUCGCCAGCGCCGGCCUCAAGAGGAAGUUUGAGGAUGCGGACGUGGGCUCGCCCGGCUCCAACUCGGACGACGAGAUCUCCAACAGCGACAGCGCUGACAGCUGCGACAGCGUCAACCCCUCCAGCUCCACCGGCUUCAUACCCACCUCCAUCCUGAAGCGGCAGAAGCAGCUUCGCAGGAAGAGCGUCCGCUUCGACCAAGUCACCGUCUACUACUUCGCCCGGCGCCAGGGAUUCACCAGCGUCCCCAGCCAGGGCGGCAGCUCCCUGGGCAUGGCACAGCGCCACAACUCCGUCCGCCGCUACACGCUCUGCGAGUUCGCCCAGGAGCAGGAGGUGAAUCACCGGGAGAUCCUGCGGGAGCACCUCAAGGAGGAGAAACUCCACGCCAAGAAAAUGAAGCUCACCAAGAACGGCACGGUGGAGUCAGAGGAGGCGGACGGCCUGACGCUGGAGGACGUCUCGGACGACGACAUCGACGUGGAGAACGUGGAAGUGGACGACUACUUCUUCCUGCAGCCACUGCCCACCAAACGGCGCCGGGCUCUGCUGCGAGCCUCCGGCGUUCACCGCAUCGACGCCGAGGAGAAGCAGGAGCUGCGGGCCAUCCGCCUGUCCCGGGAGGAGUGCGGCUGCGACUGCCGCCUCUACUGCGACCCCGAGGCCUGCGCCUGCAGCCAGGCGGGG